This is a messenger RNA of Stegastes partitus (bicolor damselfish), 1591 nucleotides long. RefSeq names its product leptin b (gene lepb). The transcript is spliced from 3 exons. The record is from RefSeq and is a predicted model, not a curated record. NCBI's taxonomy places the organism in Eukaryota, Metazoa, Chordata, Actinopteri, Pomacentridae. Bases 148 to 687 code for a protein of 179 amino acids.
UAAUCAGAGCAUGUUGAGGAGUUGACCUGUAAGGGUCAGGCUCAGGUUUGAUCCGGAGGGGGGGGAGGAGGAGGAGAGAGGAGGGGAAUGGAUCCCGGCAAGUCUCAAGUUCAGAGCAGACUAUUUAAAUGAUGGCAACCUGCAAAGAUGUAUGUGUCAUCUCUCUGUCGUUCAGUGUUCCAGAGGGAAAGCCACAAGUCGACAAACACAAGAAUGUACAUCCUUCUGGCUCUACUUUGCGUUGCUCUCAUGGCACCUCCAGAGUGUGCAAGUCUUCCCACCAGGGAAAACAUUACGAGACACUUGAACAACAUAAUAAGCAUUGCUCAGACAACCCUCAUCCACAUUAAGACACUAAGGACAAAGCUGCCAGUGGCUCCACAGAUAGAAGUUACCACCCCUCCCAUUGUCGGACUGACUGAUAUCACCCGUGACCUCGGACUUUUGGAUAACGACCUGCAGAGCUCCGGCUCAGAGCUCCUCAGCCAGAUCCAGACUGACGUCUCCAGCUUGGAAGGAAAGGUGCGCUUCCUCGCCCUCACUAUGAACUGUCCUGUGCCGGCCAGACCAGGAGUACAGACCGGUCACAGUUCGUUCCCGGACAGCCACCUUUACCUGAUACUGACGAAGGUGCAGCGCUACCUGGAGAGCCUUAGUCUCAACAAGGACAAACUCAAGGUCUGCUGACAAAUCCACACGGAUCACAUAGAUGCUUGGCAUAUUUCAAAUACACAGAGGUGUAUCUGCACUAAUAGCUCACUGUGUGUAACUUGCCUUUGCAGCUGCCAUUUUUCUACUUUGUAUUUUGAAUAUUUUUCUGUAAAUUGACUUGUUAAGCAUGCACACAAAGUUUUAAAAAAAAUUCUCAUUAAUAUUUUUGCAUGUGAUGCAAGCAGCUAUUCAGGCACAUAUUUUUAAGCUUGUACCAAAAAUGUUUUAUGAAGCUUUACCAGAGUAUUUGGACUGCAGAGUGUUUACGGACAGUAGAGUUACGUAUGCGAGGAAUUAUAUUUUAGCUAUAUGAGCAGUUGGACGCUGAGGCUGCAACAAAUGAUUAAUUUUUAUUGUUGAUUAUUUUGUCGAUUAUUUUUCCAAAGUAUAAGAUGUCGUCCUCAAAUGUGGCGCUUCGUUCACAAGCCCAAGAUACUCAGAGUGCUGACGUCAAAGAAGCUGGAAUCAGACAUUGAAGCUUAUUUCCCUAAAAAAAAAAAGAAAGUACUCACAUUGAUGAAUUUAUAACCAAAAUAGUUGGCAAUUAAUGCAACAGUUGAUAAUUUAUCAAUUAUUGGUUGCAGCUCGUUGUGUAAAACCAACCAUGUACAAGGGCUGUGAAGGCUGCUGGCAGUAAAUAAAACUAACAAGGCUGCAGGGUUUUCUACUGAAAGGAGAUGCAUAAGCUUUCUCUGGGUUGCAGGAUUUUUUAAGUCCCAAAUACCAUUUGAUGAAUGUGUAACGUUGCUGGUAUCUGAUUUGUUGUAAUAUUCUAUUGAGCAGAAACAUGAAGCUUGUGAUCUCGAGGAUGUGAGACUUUUUAGCUGAAAUGUUAUUUUUUUAUAACAAGCUUUGCAAUAAACAUGUUGUGAUGUCCAUA